Messenger RNA from Cyclospora cayetanensis, 1086 nucleotides. Its product is annotated as RING finger protein B. Gene Ontology annotation, molecular function: protein binding. The transcript is spliced from 7 exons. Bases 1 to 1086 code for a protein of 361 amino acids. NCBI's taxonomy places the organism in Eukaryota, Apicomplexa, Conoidasida, Eucoccidiorida, Eimeriidae. The record is from RefSeq and is a predicted model, not a curated record.
AUGUUUAUUUUUGGGGGUUAUUCUGGAUCGCAGUGGCUGAACGACCUGCACACAUUCGACCUCGGUGCGUGCUCAGCGUAUACGGCUCUUUACGGGAGGGAGAGUCUGCGGCAUAGGGGGGGCAGGCGGCAUGAGGGUUUUUGUGAAUCUUUGUGCAUGCAUGCAUGCGAUGCUUCAGAGAAAGAAGAAUGGUCCGAACUGCCGCAUUGGGGAAUGAAACCGUCUCCUCGAUUUGGGAGGAUGGCUUUUCCCAUGAAAAAAUCAUGCGUUUUGACUGGGCAUAAUGCCCCUCUCUGGAAAAGCUGCCACCAUGCUGCAGUUUUUCUGCCAACCGUCCGAAAAUCCGCCUGCUUUCCCUGCCGUUUCCAGGCUGGUGGCCUCCCUUUCUCUUGUGCUGCUGAUUUUGUAGAGAAUUCCCCUUCUGCUUCUGUUUGGCGUGCUGCUGCAAUGCGCAGGUAUGUGGCAGCGGCGAAUCCCUUGAAAGGGUCCAUCCUGCUUUUUGGAGGUUACGACGGCUGCAGCUGGCUAAACGAUCUGAAUCAGCUCAACCCUCAAAGCCUCGAGUGGCGGCCUGUGCAUCAACGGGGGCUUAUACCUUCGGGGAGAAGCUGCCCUGCAGCUGCAACUCACGAGCAGGGGCUUUUUCUCUUUGGUGGCUACAACGGAGUCGAGAGGCUGAGCGACUUGUUCAGCCUUUGCAGCAGGGGCGCUCCCCCGCCAGCAGCAGCUGCAGCUACUUUUGAAUGGAGGUGCAUAGUGGGGGGACGAUCAGCGCCUUCUGGCCGCAGCUCCAUGGUUGGCGUCAUUUACAAAAACAAUUUUGUUGUUUUUGGAGGAUAUGACGGACACCCUCUCUCGCCACCCCCCUCAACUUUGCUAAGCGACUUGCUGUCUCUACAGGUGCCAGGUGUUCUCGCCGACGCUGUGUUUUUGGUGGAGGGUCGAAAGGUGUAUUCCUCGAGAACCCUCCUCGCAUGCAGGUCUGAGCACUUCCGCGCGUUGUUUUUUGGUGGUCUUAAGGAGGCUAGAGACAGGGCGACUACGCCCAUUCCCAUUGAAGGCAUUCGACACGAAGUAAGGCUUUAG